Molecule: messenger RNA, 1692 nt
Organism: Notolabrus celidotus (New Zealand spotty)
Lineage: Eukaryota; Metazoa; Chordata; Actinopteri; Labriformes; Labridae
Gene: nosip
Product: nitric oxide synthase interacting protein
Exons: 10
Coding region: 162-1115 (317 amino acids)
Cellular component (GO): nucleus
Molecular function (GO): ubiquitin protein ligase activity
Source: RefSeq, a predicted model, not a curated record
GGCGGCAGUGAUGUGAGAACGGACAAAGAAUAAAACGAAGAAGAAGAAGGAGGUAGAAGCGGAAGCAGGAGAAGUAUUUGUUGUUUGGCUAUUUGGUCCUUUUAAACACAUUUGUUUCUACAGAUUUAACAGCACCGAUCAGCUGAUUAAACUCAAAUAAAAUGACUCGACACGGAAAAAACUGCACUGCUGGAGCUGUGUACACCUACCACGAGAAGAAGAAAGACACAGCGUCAUCUGGUUAUGGCACUCAGAGCAUCAGACUGGGAAAAGAUGCCAUUAAAGACUUUGACUGCUGCUGUCUGUCUCUGCAGCCCUGCAAGGACCCUGUGCUGACUCAGGAUGGAUUCUUGUACGAGAAGCAGGCGAUCCUUGAGUACAUCCUGCACCAGAAGACAGAAAUCGCCAAGAAGAUGAAGGCGUAUGAGAAGCAGAAAAAGGCUCAGAAGAGCAGCAGUCAGCUGGAGUCAAAGUCAGAGGAGAGAGAGAGGAUGGAGAGGUUCAAGAGCAGAGAGAACAGCAUCGUGUCCAAACCCAUCAACCCCUUCACAUCAGGACAGACCUCCGGAGGUGAGAAGAGCCAGACAGACUCUGCCUCCGCAUCCUCAUCUUCAUCAGCGCCCUCUACCUCCUCCUCCUCCUCCGCCUCCACCUCCUCCUCCUCCUCCUCCUCCUUAUCCAGUCUGCCCAGUUUCUGGGUCCCCUGUCUGACUCCAGUGGCCAAACCCACCCAGCUCAAGAAACCAAGUAAAGUGGUGCUGUGUCCGAUGUCAGGGCGACCUUUAAAGAUGAACGAGCUGAUUACAGUCAGAUUCACUCGGCUGGACCCCAGCCUGGAACGAGUCGCUCUGCUCACACGACAGGACAGGUAUGUGUGCGCAGUAACCAGAGAUGUGCUGGGUAACAGUGUCCCCUGUGCUGUCCUCAGAAACUCGGGAUGCGUGGUGACUCUGGAGUGUGUUGAGAAGCUGAUAAAGAAGGACAUGAUCGAUCCUGUGAGCGGAGACAAGAUGAGUGAGAGAGACAUCGUUCCUCUGCAGAGGGGUGGAACCGGCUUCGCUGCAUCUGGAGUUGACCUCAGCGCUAAAGAGGCUCGUCCUGUGAUGAUGGUCUGAGAGGAUCUUAUUCAUGUCCUCCAUUACAGUUCCUCUCAGGACUCUGAGAGGAGGGGUUUAUUUUUGUUUGAAACUUGCUGACUUAAUGUUUUUUUGUUUUUUUUUUGCCUGAUGAUUUCUCCUUUUAGGUAACAUUUUUGUUGGUGUCAGUGUAAAAUACAUUUUACCUUUAAAACUCGUAUUGUCUUCUUUGUCUGUAAAAGACAGAACACAAGUACAGAACACAACAUUGUGCUGUGUCAGUAUUUUGCUCACAGCCUUCCUUCCCUUUGUACGGUGGCCCUGAAGGGAAAAACAACAUUUCAGAAAACACGACAUUAAAGAAAACAUGAUGACAUUUCAUGAAAUGAAGACGUUGCAGAAAACAUGACAACAUUAAAGAAAACACGACAACAUUUCAUGAAACAAGAAGACGUUGCAGAAAACACAACAGCAUUUCAGGAAACACGACAACAUUAAAGAAAACAGGACAACAUUAAAGAAAACACGACAACAUUUCAUGAAAUGAAGACGUUGCAGAAAACACGACAACAUUAAAGAAAAACACGACAACAUUAAAGAAAAACACGACAACAUU